CUUUUGGCAGGAAGAGAUGGUUCACCGAGGAACGGAGCAGCUUUCUGAGCAUCCCCCUCCCAUAUCAGGGCAAACUGGCAAUUUCUCCACCUUGCAAUGCUUCUGGCAGCUCUUUUUUGCAGCUUUCCUCCCCACCCUCCAGUCUUUGGCAGCCCUUAGCUGAUUUCCAAACCCUCCGUGGCUGCUGGGGGUUGGUGAAAAGGUUUAAUUAUUUGCUUUUCUUUGGGUGCAUAAGGCGGGGACAGGGAGAAGGUUGGGCCCCAUCGCCUGACGCUGCAGAUCAUUCCCACUUUUGUUGUAUAGUCCCUCUCCCACCCCCUCCUUCCUUCCCUGUCUCCUGCCCAGCUCUCAGAGCCCACCAUGAAUCUGAAAGCAGGUUUGGGAUGCAUUUGCCUGCUUUGUUUUAACUUCGUGAGCACAGCAAAAGGGGAUUUGCAGCUGCUUUCUUUCCAGCCCAAGACCCUGUAUCAGUACAACUAUACCGUGGAUGUCCGGCUGGACCACACAUCCACACCAUCCCUACGGGGAGCCUGGCUGCGGGCUGAGGCAUUGGUCCAGCUGCGCAGGCUCUGGAGGGACCAAGACAGGGAAGAGCUGCUCCAGGUGCAGGUCCGCGACCUGAAAGCCCAACAUGAGCCAGAAGAGGAGAGCCAGGAUGGCACUAGAGGUCCCCCUGCAGAGAUUGCACUGAGCCAGGAAUCACAGGCAGAGCUCCAGCAGCCAGUGUUCAUCUCCUGGAGCAGUGGGAAGGUCAAAGCUGCCUAUGGGAAUGAAGCAGAAAGCAUCCUGAUCUCCAACCUGAAGCGAGGUAUCAUCAGUCUGCUCCAGCUCCAGCCUCAUGCUGGCACUGCAGUGGAGGAGGAUGUCUCUGGGAGCUGCCGAGUCACAUACACUGUGUCCAACCAUUCCAUCACAAAGACAAAAGAUCUCCUCAGCUGUGUAAAGCCGAACUCUGGAUUCACCUCCAUGAACAAAGUUUUUGGAGUGAAGUGGCAGCCCACAAGCAGAAGCCAAUACAUGGUAAAAGACAGCCUCCUCCAGUCUGUGCUGGCAGAGGAAAGCCACACGAUGUCUCUAGCCCUGAAGUCCACCACUGGCAUCAAAAUCAGUUCAAGGCAGCAGCUCCAGCUAGCAUCUCCUCCAAUACCUGGCCCAGCAGAGGUGGCUGCGCGAAGCCUUAAGGAUGCGCUGGCUGGCAUGGAGGGACAGCACCAGCCCCUGAGCAUGGCCAGCCUGCCCUUCAGGAGAGUCUGCACCCACUGCCCAUCGCUGAGAGCCUACCUGAAAGCUUUUGACAGCCAGAGAGUCAAAAUGGACACCUCGAAGGCAGCGACAGCCUGGCAGUUCCAGAGGUUCAUCCAGAUGCUGCGCAGUGCCAAGAAGAGAGAUGUUCUGCAGCUGCUGAGGACAGCGCCCGAGGAGAUGCUCCCCUUCGCCGUGGAGGCAGCAGUAGCCGCACAAUCAGUGGCAUCCUUGGCAGCUCUCUCCGACUUCCUGGAUUUCAGCAAGAAUCCCAGUUCCCUGCUAGAAAAGUUUCUCUAUGCAGCAGCUUUCUCUCCCCGGCCUUCAGGACAGCUUCUCCGCCUGGUGUCAGACAAGCUGGAUGGGAAGCAGCUGGCCCCUGAGGUCCAGGAGACAGGGAUACUUGCCGUGGGCUCUCUGGUCGGCAAGCUGUGCCUCCAGAAACUGUGUGGGCUGCAGGAGGUGGAGAGUGGGGUGAAAACCAUCCUCAGGGGGCUAAGAGGUGCUGAGGAGGAGUCCAAGAUGGUCAUUUACCUGCUGGCCUUGGGGAAUGCAGCGCUCCCUGAAACUAUUCCUAUCCUCCUGGACCAUGCUGAGGAGGGUCCCACCAUGGUUGCCAUUGCAGCCAUCUCUGCCCUGCGGCGAUUCCCCGCUCAGCAUAUCUCCAGCAAGGUGAAACAAGCAAUGAGGAGGAUUUUCCACGAGAAGAGAAAGAGCUAUGAAAAAACAUGUCGCCUGGGUGCUGCAGAAAUCCUCCUGGAUAAGGAGCCCUUGCCCAUGGAUGUUAUCAACAUCCUGCUAGCCGCCAAUGAGAUGGAGACAGAGAUGGCAACAUUUCUGCUGCUGAAGGUCCAGAGCAGCCUCUAUGCUCACCACCACUACCCAGCAAGGAAGAUAAUGAAAGACAUCAUGGGAGACCCACGGAUAAAUAAUUACAACUUCUUCUCAAAAGCCGGCAUCUCCUCGUCUUUCUCAGGACCUCUGACAGUCACCCAGGACCUGCUUUCCACCUUUGGCCUGGACCUGCUGUUUUUGGAGGGUGGAUUCCUGAGGAAGAGUGUCUCUGACUUCUCACUGCUCAGCCAUGGACAACAGCUUCAUGCAGCUCAGGUCACUAUUGAAGCACAAGGGAUGGACUCAAUGCUGGGAGAAAACGUCUUGGAUGGGGAAGAGGAGCCAGAGCUCAUGGCCAGGAUGUCUGCCAUCUUUUUUGAUGUUCAGUUGCGUCCAAUCAUCUUCUUCCAGGGAUAUACAGACUUAAUGGCCAAGGUCCUGUUAAGCAGCGGAGAACCCACAAGCGUGGUCAAAGGGAACCUCCUGCUGAUGGACCAUCAUCAGGUCAUUCCUCUGCAGCCUGGCUUCCAAGUGGCCAUCAGACUCCAGGGCGGGCUGGGGCUUGACAUUUCAGCUGACAUGGAUGUGAGCAUUUGGGAGCAGGAACUGAAAACCAGCAUCAAUGCGAGGGGAAGCCUUGCCAUUGAUUUCCAGGCAGAACUAGAUACCCCUUUUCUCCAAGCUACCCUGAGAAGCCAGACAGAGGCAGAAACCUCAGUCCAGUUUGACACCAUGCUGAGGUUUUCCAGCAGCCCAGUGCUCAUGUGCCUGCAGCUGAAAGAGGAGCAAGUCCCAUACAGAGAAAUCUUCACAGCUUCCAAGUCUGCUGGGAACCAGAGCAGCACCACUCAAAAAGGCAGGCAGGGCACCAUGCCUGGGAAAGAGUUUGCCUUACACCGAGCCAACUCCAAGGUCUGCAACCUCCUGCUGGCAGCAGAAGAAUAGCAGGGUUGGACCAGUCUGGGACUGGAUAACUGGCCCCCUCCUGUCACACACCCUAGUUCUCUGUGAACCCAAGAAGAGCCAUUAAGGGUUCUGCCCAACUCCUCCACAAUGAUUUUUUUUAAUAAGAAAAAUGCUGCACUAAGGGCAUCAUAAGACACCACAAGAGGAACUGGAACUGCUCCAGGACAGCCAGAGGCAGUCCUUGCUUGGGGCAGGAGGAGCUAAACAUGCCUCCCCAUCCCAAAGGCUAAGAUUUCCCUUGCCUGAACUCUUCCUCUUGAUGGGGAAAGUCUUGCUUGAAGCGAGACUGGUCCCUGUGAUAAACAGCCUUCUUUUGC
This is a messenger RNA of Pezoporus occidentalis (night parrot), 3359 nucleotides long. Its product is annotated as microsomal triglyceride transfer protein large subunit-like. The record is from RefSeq and is a predicted model, not a curated record. Lineage: Eukaryota; Metazoa; Chordata; Aves; Psittaciformes; Psittacidae. Gene Ontology annotation, biological process: lipid transport; lipoprotein metabolic process. Gene Ontology annotation, cellular component: basolateral plasma membrane; Golgi apparatus; endoplasmic reticulum. The transcript is spliced from 18 exons. Gene Ontology annotation, molecular function: lipid binding. The coding region runs from base 361 to 3021 and encodes 886 amino acids.